Biomphalaria glabrata is the source of this 6089-nucleotide messenger RNA. RefSeq names its product complexin-like. The coding region runs from base 769 to 1230 and encodes 153 amino acids. The record is from RefSeq and is a predicted model, not a curated record. Gene Ontology annotation, molecular function: syntaxin binding. Gene Ontology annotation, biological process: regulation of neurotransmitter secretion; neurotransmitter transport; synaptic vesicle exocytosis. NCBI's taxonomy places the organism in Eukaryota, Metazoa, Mollusca, Gastropoda, Planorbidae. The transcript is spliced from 7 exons. Gene Ontology annotation, cellular component: terminal bouton; SNARE complex.
AACAGGGGAGGCUAUUUGUAAACAAUAUGGCGCUUAUUUUAUGUUGAUGUCCAUAGAUUAUAGAUAUUUUAGAAUCUGAAAUAAUUGAAUUACAUUAGAAAUAUUAUCGCAGUUAUCAAUUCUAAAUUUCACCAGGUCUAUGCUUAAUACAAAAGGACAUAGAGACACUGGACAAUGUGAAGGACUCAGUCUGCUGUGAGGUCCAACUGUCACUAGUUGACUACAUUGUUCAGCAUGCUGCUAAGGAGACUCAAGUAAGGUACUUUGAAAAAUUACGUUUGAUAAAGAGUUUCACGGAUCAAUGUUCGGCUUAAACGGCUCCUGGCAGAGUGCGAAACAUUCUUCUGUUCCCUACAGCCAGUCAACAGCAUCUCACCGGGCGAUCGUUGUACUCACUCACUGGAGAAACCUUUCAUAGUACUGGAGACGCUCUUGGAACCUGACGGGAUUCACUAGCUCCAAGGGUACCCUUCGGAAACCGGAAAUUUAUCUUCAGAUUUUGAGUGAUUACCAAAACACAAAUAAGCGUUACUUUCAAGCGAGUGUUCUGGAUUGGUUUGUUUCUUGCUGGUUUCUUUGUUUGAGUGUUUUUCUUCACUUCAUCGAGAUUUGUGAUUAUUCAAAACAAAACAAAAACAAAAAAAAAACAACAAAAAAACUUAGAUCUAGAUCUAGUGAAUCUAAGCGCGUAAUUGCAGUAUUUUCGUGUGGAGGAUAUUUAUGUCCGUGCAGAGUUUAUUUCUCAAGAGUUAGAACAACGGACAGGACAUGGCGGCGUUUAUUGCCAAACAGGUGGUCGGGGACAAGUUAUCGUCUGUGAAGGGUGCUAUUGGCAAGGAUGAGGAAGGAGGUACCAACGAAAAGGAUGAUGAGGCAGCCAGGGAGAUUGAGGAAGCCAGAAGAGAAAUGGAAGAGAAGAGGAAAGAGAAACACAGAAAAAUGGAAGAGGAACGAGAGACAAUGAGACAAGGUAUUAGAGACAAGUAUGGUUUAAAGAAGAAAGAAGAGCCACCCGAAGAAGAAGCUGAUCCCAUGGCAGAUGGUCGAGUGGGUCGCAAAAAGAAAACACCUGCUGAGCUUGCGGCUGAAGCCAAUAAAGAAGAAUCUGAUGAUGAAGAAUUUGCAAAAUUCCCACCAAACUUUAGUGAGUUGUCUUCCAAAGUGAGUGAACUGCCUGCUAAAAUGGCACAAGGUGUAGGGGAGAUAACCCAGAAAUGUGUCUUGCAGUAGUACACAAAUCUGGUUUAAUUGUACAGAAACAGCAAUGCCACGUGUCAGAAGGUCAUGUGUGACUCUUAUUAAGAUUUUUUUUCUUUAGAGAUAAUUACGAGAAAGGAAAGAUGUUAACAUAUUUUAAGAUAUUUUAAGAUUUUUUAUAUUUAAUUAAAACAUUUUUUUAGGAAAUAUUUUCAAAUAUUUUUGCUCAUUAAAAAAAAAUGCUCAUGAAAUAAAAUGUAACACAGCUUAUUGACUGAGUUGAAAGAACUUCUACAAAUAAUUCUUUAGAAGGUUGUACAAUGGUUCAGUGAGACACUUCUUUAAAUAUAGUUGAUGUGAUAGAGUCAUUUGAACAUUUGAAUUCACCACAUAUAGAGGUGCUUAAUGUAUGGAUUAAAUGGCAUCAUUUGACAUAAUUUACAUUUUUUACUAUGACAAUAUCUUUUGAGCUUUAAAUUUUGUUAAUUUUUUUUUGGGGGGGGGGAGUGGGGGGUGGGACCAAAUAUGAGUAAGAGUUUAGCAUCAACCUUUCCACAUUAAGGAAGUUAUGUGGGCCUCUAUUGGCUACAUUAAGGAAGUUAUAUGGGCCUCUAUUGGCUACAUUAUUUGAAGCACAUUCCUUUAGUUAACAAUUAUACAAUUCUAUUUCAUUUUAUGUACACUUUACACUGAGGGCUGACAUUCCUUAAGCCUCCUUCGGAAUUCAUUUUGAAAGAGAAUCUAAUCCAACUGUUGACAUUGAGAAGUGUUGUUGUGAAGAGACAUGUACAUAGCUGUGAACAGACUGGAAACUUAGCUAGCUGUUCUGAAAAGCUAACCAAGCAAUAUUGUUUUAUGUUUCUUUUAGCUCUACAAAUAUUUUCUAAUGUAUAAACAUUUUGCUUCAACACCUUUUCCAGUAUUGGUUUUUAAUUGCUUUGUAUUUUUUGUUUCACAAUUCAAACAUAUAGACCUGUGACUUACAAAAACACUUUUUGUUAUAACUAUUUGUUUAUAUUCUUAAUUUUUUUGUUAGGUAAUUAAUGUUUUACAAAAGUUUUUAGUCCAAUUUUAGGAAGUCAUUUAUUUACUUUUUUUAAAUUUCGUAAGUCUUUUUUCUAGUUGAACUUGUUUUAUUUAGGUUUCUUAAAUGCUUGUAUUCCAAACAAAAGCCAAAGAUUUAAUGUGGAUAUUUUAUGGUUUAAAUUUUUUUAAAAUUAAAAAAUGUGUAGUUUUAAAUAAGUCUUAAACAUUAUUGUUAACUUAUAGAACUAAAAAUUUUAAUGAAAUAAAAAUGAAUUUCUUGUCUACGUUUACUAGUGUCUUUAUAAGUAUACUUGAAGCAAAUAUCAAGCAAAUACAUCUUUCUAGUGACUACAAAAUUUCACUCUUACAGGAUCAACAUAACCAAAAAUUUGAAAAAAAAAAAAAGAAAUUUAGAAAUAUAAAAUUUUUAUUGAAGUUUUUUUUUGUCCAUUUCUCAUCAAAACGUAGUCUUACUAUAAAUGAAUAACUUUCAGUUCAAAUGUAAGAAUCAUUGAAAGGAUUGUUUGGAGAUUGUUAAUUGUACAAGAUUGUUUCUGCAGCUACACUUAUUUGAUUCCAUGAUCUUGUUCAACUUGACCUACUUUCAUGUUGUCCAGCUGAACCAACUUUAGGCUUUUUCUAUCCGUCUACUGUUUUUGUCCUAUUUUAUCCCUCAAGAGUUGUAGUCAAUUAAAAUUCUAAAACAAUUCCUUUCAAAUGUUGUUAUGCUUUAUGUAGUUAAUCUCCAUUAGAACAUGUCUUGUUUUUGGAAUAGAAAUUUAUAGUGUCUGUGUGAUUAGAUUUUUUAAAUUUUACUUUUUUCCAAUAAGUGUUGUAAUUGUGUUUAAUAUUUUAGUCUUGAAUAUGACAUUUGACUAUAGAACUUUCUUUUUCACUCAAAUCUUGUGCAAUGUAGAAGUUUUUUUCUAAAUCACUGUAGCUUUAUCUUGAACCUGCUUUAAUGUGUGAUGUCUAUUUAGAACCAAAGUCUGAAUCAUUGACUAGUUGUGUGACUUUAACAUUUACUUCAAAGGUGAAACAGCUUUAACAGACUUACAAGUAACUCCACUGCGUACCUCCAGAAAUCUGACUUUAAAUCAAAUCUUUGUUUUAAUUAACUCAAAUCUGAGAUAUAUUUUCUCAAAGACUUUUAACAUCUUGAUGUGUAUGUUCUUUUAUUUAAAGUUAUUUCAUAUUUUGAAUGAGAUGAAUUUUUUUUUUACAAAUUUUAGUCACCCACAAUAUGUAACCAUUCACUUGCUCUGCUCCUUUAGCAAGCUAAUAAAUGGAUGUAUUACUUUUUAUAUUUACAUAUAAGCCAAGGAAAAUGUCCUAUUUAAUAACUGAAUAUAAUUAUAACAAAGUGAGAACCAAAGGAUUGAUGACUUUAUGAAAGCAGUGAUUUGAUUUUAUUUUCCUCUCAUUCUCUUGCAUCUUAAAUAAAUGCAGCCGAAAAAUGAAAUUCUCAAAUCAAAACUGAAUAAUGCAAGUUCAUGCGAAAAACUGGAAAGCUGCUUAUCUUCUUAGGAAUCAACUUUCUAGCCUUCAUGAACUGAUUGCAAGAAAUCCAUGUUUGAUAAAGCCUCAUAUCCUUAUCCUAAUCAUAGAAUCUACUAUAUGGUUACUUCACUAUUAGACUUUGUUCCUAAACUAAUGAAUAGAAUUGAAUGCACUAUGUCAUCAUCUUGGCCCACUCAGUUCAAAAGGGUAAAUAAACCAACAUUUUUCAUUGAUGACUAUGUUAGACUGUUGUUUGUACAGAGUUAGACUGAAUGUUGAAUGAUCUUAAAGUGCUAGAUACUACAUUUGAAACAGUUCAGUGCUUUGCUUUUAGUUUUGUGUUUCCUAAUCACCUGAUUACAUUUUGUACUCCCCCCCCCCCCUCUUUUCACUUUCUUCCCCUCUGUCCACUGCACCUACUUUUAUUUGGACACUUUUUAAUAUUCUGUACUUUAAAUAACACCGCCCCCCCCCCCCAAUCCACCCCUCUCUGCAUAUUGUUAGUUUUUACAUUUUUAAAAUAACAUCCAAUUGCCUUCUUACGGAAAAGUAAAAAAUGAGACUUAUGCAAUUGUUUUUUAAAGAAUGUAGAAGUUAGAAUGAAAGCUUCAUUGAAUGUAAGACCGUAUAGAUUGUGUGCAUUCUAACAUUUCUUUAGUCACUGGUGAAUUGUUUAUAUCCAUAUGUAUUUAUAUCUCAGACUACAAUAUUUACAUUAGUUAGGCUAAUGUCUAUUGCACUGGUACUCAGUAAAAUAAAGUUGAAUAGUUUUCAUGUUUACAGCACAAUAAAUGUAUAACACCUAUGGUAAAAAAAAACAAAAAAACUAAAAGUGUUGAAUACAUUUCAGAAAAGAAAUCAUUCUUUUUUAUUCAAAUUGUUGAAAGAGGGAAAAGAUUUUAAAACGAUAAUUAUAACUUCUACAAUUGCUGUUCAUUUCAGAUCACAACAUGUCCUUAAUUAUAAUAAAUAAUUUGAAAUGUCUGAGAGCUCUUGGUAUUUUAGUUUCAGAAUAAUUGUUUACUUGUUUGAAUUCCAUGCCUAAAUAAAGACUAAACAGUUAUUCUUUUCUUACAAUUUUAAUUUGUCAUUUGCCCUUAAAUAAACUUUUUUUUACAGUUUUUAGGAACUUUAUUUGACAGCCAGUAUAAGUUACAAUUAUUUCUAUCACAUUUUGUUAAGUUGGGGCAACAUGACUAUUAAUUAAUUUCAGACAGAUGAACAAUUUUUUUUUUAUCUUGUUAUUUCCCUUUUUUUAAUUAAAUUAGAUUCCUGUGAAUUUUAAUGGUAUUAAAUUGUUUUUGUCUUUAAUGUUAAAAGUGUCAACUCAACUUUCAAGUCAUCAUAAUCAAUUAUGUAAACAUUUGUUUUGAUUAUCUCUGAACAUCAAUUCAGAUGUGUAUUUUGAAAUGAUAAUAUACUUGUGAUUGUAUGGAUGGCUGCCUUGUUGUGCAGUUUGCACGCUGGACUGUCUUUCGAUUAUCAGUAGUCCGGGGUUCAAACUCUGCCCGUUCCCAUCCCCCGCCAUCCUGCAGGAGGUUUGGACUAGAAAGUAAAUUGCAUUUCGGAUAUAAGGAACAUCCAAAACAUGUCAAAUAUUUUACAAAGAUUUUCAUGUAGUUCUUGUUUGGAGGGCUUCAUUCACCCCCUAAAAUUGUUUAUUUAACAUAGUCUUCUUAAUGAACUGUUGACUUUAUGAACAUAGUAUGUAUUAGUGGCAUUGUUUAAUUAGUUACCUAUUUUAAAUGUGUUUUAUAAUUUUUAUUUUGUUUUGAUAUAUUACAUAAUAAAAACUGACUGCUUGUAGAUAAAAGCAAAAUAUAAACUAAAGUCGCUUCCCUUACAAAACUAGAUAAAAAGGAACUAUGAACUGAAGUUACUUCCCUUAUAAAACAUUCUUUAAUAAAACUCAGUUAUUGGUUAAAGCUGGUGAUCUAGCUUUUCAUUAACAUAACAUUUGGACUUCAGUCCUAAGAAUUUUGUAAACUAUUCUGUGCUGUUGUUGUCUAUGUUGUCACCAUAAGACCUUUCUGAGUUUGUUGGUAGAUAUGAUUGAGCAUAGACCUUUUAUAUUUUCGUAUUUAAUUUGAUAAGUUACAUAUUUGGUUUUAGAUGAAGACAUCAGUUGAACUACCCGUCUUCUUUUGUUCCCAUUGACUAUUGUACAUUUCCAACAUUGUGAUGUGAAGUGAUAAGAUAUUGAUUUACUUUGUAACACUUGUUAUUGACAUAAUGAAAGCAGUGAUGACUUUGUUUCUAGACUCUAGAAUGUUCACUUUUUAUACUUUUUGGAAGGUUGUAAUGUUACAUUUUUUAUACCAGUUGGUUAGUUGUGACUUGUAGAAGUAAAAGCUAAUAUAGACAAA